UGCCUCUACCUCCCCGGCCCCUCGCUUGGGUCCUCGGCUCUCGCCUCCCGCCUCCCGCCUCCUCUCCGGCGCUGCCUGCCCUAACCCCAACCACCUGUGCACCCAAGAAAUCCAACUCCUCCGGCUCCGCGCCCCGGGAGGGUAGGCAGGGGGCAGGGCCACGCCGCAGAGGGGGCCGCCGCCGCCUCCUGCCUCCUCCUCGUCUCCUCCCCCUCCCCCGUCUGACGCUGCCUACUCGGGAAGGGUGUUUGGAGGGCAGCGGCCGCCCCAAGCCGGAGCCCCGCAGCGCUUCUUAUGAUCAGCUCGGUGUGUGUCUCCUCCUACCGCGGGCGCAAGUCGGGGAACAAGCCUCCGUCCAAAACAUGUCUGAAGGAAGAAAUGGCCAAGGGCGAGGCGUCGGAGAAGAUCAUCAUCAACGUGGGCGGCACGCGACAUGAGACCUACCGCAGCACCCUGCGCACCCUGCCGGGCACUCGCCUCGCCUGGCUGGCCGACCCCGACGGCGGGGGCCGGCCGGAGACCGAUGGCGGCGGAGCGGGUAGCAGCGGCAGCAGCGGCGGCGGGGGCUGUGAGUUCUUCUUCGACAGGCACCCGGGUGUGUUCGCCUACGUGCUCAACUACUACCGCACUGGCAAGCUGCACUGCCCCGCCGACGUGUGCGGGCCGCUCUUCGAGGAGGAGCUCACCUUCUGGGGCAUCGACGAGACCGACGUGGAGCCCUGCUGCUGGAUGACCUACCGGCAGCACCGGGACGCCGAGGAGGCACUUGACAUCUUCGAGAGCCCUGACGGAGGCGGCGGCGGCCCAGGGCCCAGCGACGAGGCUGGCGACGAUGAGAGGGAGCUGGCCCUGCAGCGCCUGGGCCCCCACGAGGGCGGUGCGGGCUCGGGCGCCGGGUCUGGGGGCUGCAGAGGCUGGCAACCCCGCAUGUGGGCGCUCUUCGAGGAUCCCUACUCCUCUCGGGCAGCCAGGGUGGUGGCCUUCGCCUCUCUCUUCUUCAUCCUGGUCUCCAUCACCACCUUCUGCCUGGAGACCCAUGAGGCCUUCAACAUCGACCGCAACGUGACAGAGAUCCACCGAGUGGGGAACAUUACCAGCGUGCGCUUCCGGCGGGAGGUGGAAACAGAGCCCAUCCUGACCUACAUCGAGGGCGUGUGUGUGCUGUGGUUCACGCUGGAGUUCCUGGUGCGCAUCGUGUGCUGCCCCGACACGCUGGACUUCGUCAAGAACCUGCUCAACAUCAUCGACUUUGUGGCCAUCCUGCCCUUCUACCUGGAGGUGGGACUGAGCGGCCUGUCAUCCAAGGCAGCCCGCGACGUGCUGGGCUUCCUGCGCGUGGUGCGCUUUGUGCGCAUCCUGCGCAUCUUCAAGCUCACCCGCCACUUCGUGGGGCUGCGUGUGCUAGGCCACACCCUGCGGGCCAGCACCAACGAGUUCCUGCUGCUCAUCAUCUUCCUGGCCCUGGGCGUGCUCAUCUUCGCCACCAUGAUCUACUAUGCUGAGCGCAUUGGGGCCAGGCCCUCCGACCCCCGGGGCAAUGACCACACCGACUUCAAGAACAUCCCCAUCGGCUUCUGGUGGGCCGUGGUCACCAUGACGACGCUGGGCUAUGGGGACAUGUACCCCAAGACGUGGUCAGGCAUGCUGGUGGGGGCGCUGUGUGCUCUGGCAGGCGUGCUCACUAUUGCCAUGCCGGUGCCCGUCAUUGUCAACAAUUUCGGCAUGUACUACUCCCUGGCCAUGGCCAAGCAGAAGCUGCCCAAGAAACGGAAGAAGCACGUGCCACGGCCAGCCCAGCUUGAGUCACCUAUGUACUGCAAGUCUGAGGAGACCUCGCCCCGGGACAGCACCUACAGUGAUACCAGCCCCCCGGCCCGGGAAGAGGGUGUGGUCGAGAGGAAACGGGCAGACUCUAAGCAGAAUGGCGAUGCCAAUGCAGUGCUGUCUGACGAGGAGGGAGGUGGCCUAACCCAGCCUCUGGCCUCUGCCCCUACCCCCGAGGAGCGCCGGGCCCUGCGACGCUCUGCCACUCGAGACAGAAACAAGAAGGCGGCUGCCUGCUUCCUGCUCAGCGCUGGGGACUAUGCUUGUGCUGAUGGUAGUGUCCGGAAAGGCACAUUCGUCCUCCGUGACCUUCCCCUUCAGCAUUCACCUGAGGCUGCAUGCCCUCCAGCUGCUGGGACUCUGUUCCUGCCACAGUGAGGAAGGGGGCUGGGCACGACAUGGCACCAUACUCAGGAGCCUACUUCACCAGCUCCUUGGGACAAUGGAACAUCCCAGGGUGGUAAUGGCAGAUGGAGCUAUUUGGGGGAGAGCUCAAGCUGGACAGGCACCAGCUGGGGUGAUGGCCGAUGAGCCACAGGCCACAUCAGGAACUUUCCCCACUGCCUCCAUGCCAGGCUACAGGGCUGUGGUCCCUCUCUCCACUGCACUGGAGCUUUGAAGACCUGAGAGGCUAGUGGUUCCUGGAGCUAGAGGUUACCUGAACAGGUAUGGAGAUGAGCUGCAACAUCACCCAAGUCAUCUCAGCCCAGAGUUGGGUUGGCAGAGGGGUGAUGAAGGGCUCACCCCAUUCCCUGACCCAUCCCUGCUCUUCCUGGCCUCUUAGCCCUGGGUUCCUCAUGCCUUCCAGCUCUGCUCCUGGCCUGCUCCUUAGCCCACAGCCUGUGGGGCAGCAGCUGGCUUCCUUCUAACAUCUCAUUCUUUGUUUCUACCUUUCCUUUGCUGAACUCCCUGCCCCCGCUCCAGAAGGCAAUGUUGAGCCGAAAGUGUGCGUCCCAGUGUCUCACACCUGUGCUCUUUAAACACAGAGACCUGCCAAGACGCCCUCUCGUCCAACUAUGCCCAGGCUGAAGUCCUCACCCUCUCUUAAAGCGGCACCAACGUGAGAGAGACAGGCAGACAGACAGAAAGCCAGAGGCUUAGGGAAACUCUGGAACCCAGGCAAGAAUCUUUCGCUGGGAAAGACUCAGAUAUCCUUGUUUGCACAGGACUGGUGGAAAACCUCCCAUGCAACCCUCGGGGCCUGGAGCCAUCUGGGUCUGAUGUUCUACUGUACAUUGAAGAGAUAUAUAUGCACAUAUAGUAUCUAUAUUCAUACAUACUAUACCCUUGUGUGUAGUGCA
Molecule: messenger RNA, 3125 nt
Organism: Propithecus coquereli (Coquerel's sifaka)
Lineage: Eukaryota; Metazoa; Chordata; Mammalia; Primates; Indriidae
Gene: KCNC4
Product: potassium channel, voltage gated Shaw related subfamily C, member 4
Exons: 4
Coding region: 295-2202 (635 amino acids)
Biological process (GO): protein homooligomerization; potassium ion transmembrane transport
Cellular component (GO): neuronal cell body membrane; axon; voltage-gated potassium channel complex
Molecular function (GO): delayed rectifier potassium channel activity; protein binding
Source: RefSeq, a predicted model, not a curated record